This is a messenger RNA of Aspergillus aculeatinus CBS 121060, 2061 nucleotides long. It is a transcript of the gene creB, whose product is annotated as ubiquitin C-terminal hydrolase CreB. Gene Ontology annotation, molecular function: cysteine-type deubiquitinase activity; cysteine-type endopeptidase activity. The record is from RefSeq and is a predicted model, not a curated record. Gene Ontology annotation, biological process: protein deubiquitination. Gene Ontology annotation, cellular component: cytosol; nucleus. Bases 1 to 2061 code for a protein of 686 amino acids. The transcript is spliced from 3 exons. Lineage: Eukaryota; Fungi; Ascomycota; Eurotiomycetes; Eurotiales; Aspergillaceae.
AUGGCAGUGAUAAGUUCUUUGCGAUGGAGAAUUUCGGAAAUACAUGUACCAUUCCGAGAAGCUGUUAUAAACUAUCCCACCAGAACACCGAUAGAGAACCUGGAAGCCGCAUUGGCCAAAAACCUUCAUUACCAAAACCCCGCUGCUAAUAUGGAAGCGGAGGCACAAGCAGAGAAGCAGAAGGCUGCUACGCCACAACGUCCGGGGGCGCCCCCCAAUCAGCCACAAAAACCCGAAGAUAAAGACUCACCGGAAUACAAGAAGAAGAUGGCCUUACAGACUCUCCCCCUUCUAGAAACCACGAACAAUUCAGCCAGCUACGGAAUGUCGGAGUCGCUAUUUACAUCGCUGAAGGAUAUAUUUGAGUCGAUCGUGGCGAGCCAGGCUCGUCUUGGUAUAACAAGACCACAGCGCUUGUUGGAACUCCUCCGUCGGGACCAUGAGAUGUUUCGGACUGCCAUGCAUCAGGAUGCCCAUGAAUUCUUGAUCCUUUUACUGAACGAGGUGGUAGCGAAUGUCGAAGCGGAGGCCAUGAAGCAGCCCGAGAAGAGCUUGCCACCCCCCGAAAGCAUGGAAUCCUCACAACAGUCAUUAAGUUCUGGUUCCAAGACCCCCAACACUACGCGAUGGGUGCACGAGUUGUUCGAAGGAACCUUGACGUCCGAAACACAAUGUCUGACCUGCGAGAACGUCUCUCAGCGAGAUGAGAUCUUCCUGGAUCUGUCGGUUGAUCUGGAACAGCAUUCGUCGGUGACCUCGUGUUUGAGGAAAUUCUCCGCAGAAGAGAUGCUCUGCGAGCGGAAUAAAUUCCACUGUGACAAUUGUGGCGGUCUGCAGGAGGCAGAAAAACGGAUGAAAAUCAAACGUCUUCCCCGCAUCUUGGCUCUCCAUCUCAAGCGCUUCAAAUACACGGAGGACUUGCAAAAACUGCAGAAAUUGUUUCACCGAGUUGUCUAUCCGUAUCACCUGCGUCUUUUCAACACAACGGACGAUGCGGAGGAUCCUGACCGAUUGUACGAGCUGUAUGCAGUCGUGGUACAUAUUGGAGGCGGUCCCUACCACGGUCACUAUGUGGCUAUUAUCAAGACGCAGGAUCGCGGCUGGUUGCUCUUUGAUGAUGAGAUGGUGGAGCCUGUGGACAAGAACUACGUGCGUAACUUCUUCGGAGAUAAACCCGGACUCGCCUGCGCCUACGUUUUGUUCUACCAGGAAACCACUAUGGAGGCUGUCAUGAAGGAACAAGAACAGGAGGAUCUCAAUGCCACCAUGGCAGAUCUCAAUCUGAACGAGGUCGCCGUGAAGCAGAAUGGAUUCAUCUCACCGCCCGCGCUAUCUCAUGUUCAUAGUGCAUCGCAAAUCCCCUCGCAAGAAGACCCUCACCGAUUCACAGGCCUGAAACGCGCCCCGACGGCGCCUCAGCUCCCGACCCACACCGAGCAUAUCGGCGCCGAAGCCGUUCCUCCGCAUAGUCCGGCAGCCGUGCCCCCUCCGGUGCCCCCGAUUCCUGAGGUCCACACGCGACCACUGAGCCCCAAGAAGAGUGACGUCCAAUCCAAGAAGGAACGGGCCAAGGAGGAAAAGGAACGGAAAGCAGCCGAAAAAGAGCUAGAAAAACAGCGCCGGAAGGAGCAAGAAGCUCGGUUCAAGGAGAACAAAGAGAAUCAGCGGCGCGAGGAAGCUGAGAUUAAGGCUGCGAUCGAGGCCAGCCGAGCGUCCAAGGCCGAUGAAGACCGACGCAAUGACAGUGGCAAGAGUGGUGGAUUGAGUCGACUCAAACGAGGCAGCAAGAGCUUCAGCCAGAGACUGGGCAAGGACAAGGAAAGUCGGGCGUCAUCGUCCGGCUCCCCCGCAGUGCCCAAUUCCGAGACGUCCAGUUCAAGCAAUAUGCCACCUGAGCCACUCCAACCCUUGUCACCCCAGAAGAUAACGCCUCCCGAUACACUUCUGGUCCCUCACGACGAUGAUCCGGAUUCUCUUAAGAGCCCUAAGAGCGAUCGACAGACUCAUGGGAAAUGGCGGAGUUUCAGCAUUAGAAAGAAGUCCUUCAGCAUUCUUUCGUGA